Podarcis lilfordi (Lilford's wall lizard) is the source of this 12834-nucleotide messenger RNA. The record is from the annotation of a GenBank genome assembly. Lineage: Eukaryota; Metazoa; Chordata; Lepidosauria; Squamata; Lacertidae.
AUGAGAGAUUCCCUGGAAGAACUACAACGCUCCCUUUGCUUCAGUGUUGCCAUGGAGGAAAGGUGAGGCCCAGACCUGCGUAGCUCCAGCAAGGCAGCUGCAUCGCUUGCCUCCAGACCAUCCCCUGGUAAAGACAUGAAUCAUCUCCUGCACUCAAGCAUCCCUUUCUCUGCACAGCAGCUGCAAGGUGUUAAAUCCUUGCUUCUGAAACAAUGUCUGGAGGAUUUGGGCUGUGGAGAAGCGCAUAAGCUGUGCCAAGCCCAUCUGUGAGCUAUCAGAGGCGGGGAGGCAGAAUGAGUGUGGCAGGUGGGUGACAGACUUCAGGGCCUGUCAUGCGCGGCGGACACAGGAGGUGGAGAUGGGAAGGGCAGGAGCAGAGAGCGCAAAGCUUUCGACUAAUAAUAAAUAGAACAUCUGUCAGUCCAUCGAUUUCUUUGUGUUUUUCUGGCUCCACAGACGCCGUUUCCCUUCCGUUCAGUUUCUCCAUCAAAACCGAAACAGUAUUUAAAAGUAAAAUUGUGCCUGAUAGACUGUGAACAUCUCUGUUCAUGGCAGUCAGAACAAGCCCACACAGCGUAUUUAAAUAACUGGAUCCCUUUCACUUACAAAAAUAAAUAGUGUCAUUUAUGUAAUAACAUUUUAAAACUCUCUCUCUUCUUUUUUUUUUUUUUUUUGAAUCUAUGGAGAGUUAAAUGCAGCUCCCAUUUUCUUUUCCUUAAAAAAAGCCCUAAUAUCCACCCCUCUCUAUCAAACAUGUGUAUUGAACUGUAGUUAAUUCUUCCUGCACACAGAAGCCCAGUUCAGAUGGAAGGAUCUCAGUGAGUAAAAUAAACCAUGGUUUAUUGGACCACAGAUAACCAUUGUGUUUGCAUGGUCCCCUUCCCUGCUCUUUCCACCACAUUUUUAUGCAAUACGCCUGAGGUUUGCCAAGCCAGAUACACAUCAUAUCUGAAACAGGAGCUGCUUUAAGCCCUACCUAUAAGCCAGGAUUGUACAGCAUGGGUUGUAUUCAGUUCUACUCAAAGUAGACUCCUAAGUUAAUCAAGUUCAUUAACUUCAAAGGAUCUACUCUGAGUAGGACUAGCAUUUAAUGUAUUUAUUAUUAUUAUUAUUAUUAUUAUUAUUAAAAUGGUGGAAAGCAGCAUCCGCAAUCAAUACUAACAGCAGAUCACCAUUUAUCUAUCUAUGUGGCUGAGCUGAAGUCUGAAAUGCAGGCUUUCUUGUUCACAGCUCUUUCUCAUAACCACUAUAAGCACAUAUAGCUUCUGCACAAUAACCACGCCAGUAAAUUUUCCCAUGAGUGGCUAUCAGAACAGCGCCCUUAAAACCCCCAAUCAAAGAGUCAAAUCACAGCUCUCUCCGUGCCACUUUCAUGUUUUCCUUUCAGCCACAUACAGAAUGGGGGAGGGAAGCUGCUGAUGUUGUUUUUAAAGCAGACCGCGAGUCUUGAGUUCAAAUGCUGCCUCCAGGAGCAAGUUGGGCUUGAACCGUGCUCUUUUAUUCAUUUAUUCGGGUGGCGGCUGCUGCUUUCGAAUCCCGAGGCCGUUCCGGCCUAUUUGUCAGGAGAUAAACGGGAGUGUCCAACCAGGAGAAACGGCCUGUCAGUCUGAUGUAGCGGAGAGACGGUGGCCAAGCGCUGGGGAUGAUAAUCCGAGGCGGGCGCUCCCUCGGGCUCCCUCUCGUCCUCCGCACCCAGCUCUUUUCGGUCCUCCUUAAUUAUUUAGAGUGGAAAUCAUUACCCUCUAAAGGGAUCUAGGGAGAAGGCCAUUUUGAGUGGUUUGCACUGUGGAGGCGGGGCGGGAGGGCUAGUGAGUUAAAAGGGAGGAGAGUGGCUGGAAGCCAGACUCCGAUCUCCCCUGGAAAGGCUAGGUAGUAAAAGCAGGGAUUGGGGUGGGGGGUGGGAGGGAUGGCUGCACUCAGGACGCCUGGGUUCUCAGAUGGAGCGUCUUAAAAGGGGAGGAGGAGGGGCAGCCCUCUGCUAAGGCGAUCAAUAGCGCUCUUGUCCAUGCCCGCCGGGCGCUGCUGCUCUCCAAGGUUCUGAAAUCCAGCGCUGCGUCCCUGCGUUACGUGCCUGCUUGCCUGCCUGAUUACGAGGAAAGUCCCCGAGGGGCUGCCGCCCCCUCUCUCCCUCCCUCCCGCCUCGCCAAGCUGUUGCCUUUGUGUCCAUCAAGCGUCAGGGGAGAUGCCCCCGUCCAAUCAGCGGCUUCCCUGUCGCGGGAGUCCGUGCGCCCCGGCAGCUGCGUCUUCCUUCCCCUCGCCAAACCCUCAUUGAGGCAAGAUGGCUCUCAGCAGAAGGGAGCAUCUUUGUUUUUGAGUGAGGGGCGUGUGUGUGUGUGACAGAGAAGCUGAGAGAGGAGACUGGGAAGGAGAAGCAACACGCCCCCAUUCUGCAAUGUAGAAACACUACAGCCUUUUGCAAGGGGGGGAAGCCAGAUCUGGCCCUCCACACCUUCCAGUGUGGCCCUCAGGACUCUGAAGCCACACUCCUUAGCAGCCCUCACUUGCACUCUCCUCGCGAGUGCUUUUGCCUGGCUGGGAUGUGUCCUGAUAGGAUAAGGAUUCAUGCUUGCCUGGCAGGAGGAUAGAGAUGGGGGGGGGGUUGCAGAAGCUAGCCAACUGUACAAAUAUAUAUAUUUCAUUUUGCCUCCCAGAAUGCAGCCCUCAGGCUAAGGUUUCCCAACAUUGCCGUUCUGUUGGAUGAGAGCCCAAGGAUCCAGGCUCCUGCUUUCAAACAAAGUAUUAUUAUUGCUAUUAUUAAAAUUUGUAUACCACCCCUAUAUCCAUAGAUCUCCAGGUGGUUCACAACAUAAAACUGCAAUAUAAAAAACACAAAAUAUAUAAUGAAAACAAGAACAAAAACAAACCAAUAACGUCAAUUUCCACAAUCUGCUGCACAUAGUGCUGGCCACAGAUGGCCUCUCAAAUUGAAGGAAGAGAAAUGGGGGGGGGGGGGGCGGCACAGACAUUUUCAGUGAUUCUUUUAUAGGGAGAGGAUAAAUUAUCCCAGUUUCUUCAGGAUGGGGGCUCACAAUUAGCCAUGGCAAUAUCACAGCUUUUCUCCUCCACCCUCUGCCCCACCCAUGCCAAGAGUCUCCUUCUUCUUCUUCUUUUUGCUGCUGCUGCAAGUGCUAACCAUGUAGCCACCAUUUUCCACCCUCCACAGUGCACUGGACCUAGCAAAGCUCAGGGCAUUGUGUGCUUGGGGGUGGUAGCCACCCAUCCACUCACCAAAAAACAUUAAUAUAACAAAAUAAAUCAUGGAGAAUAUUCAGAGAAAAUUCUGCAGUACUUUGGCUUUCUUUUUCUAAGGCUCUGAGAAAGAGGAAAGGGUGUGUGUCAGAGAUUAUACCCCCAAAAAACGCAUUCUGAGAAACUUUAGCUCAGAAUGACCUAAUGCAUUUCACACCCACCCCCUGCCCAAAUAUAUCACAUCAAAACACAAUUCUGCAUAGGCAAACCUGGGGCAACUGAUCCAGAAAACCAGAGAGCCAAUGAGCGAAACCGUUUAUGGUUUUAUCCAUGCGCUCAUUUUACCUAGUCCCCCAUCUCAUCAUUGUAUUAAUCCCCCAGAUGUAUUUGUAAAUCAUCCUCAUUUCAUCUCCUCUCGCCCUUCUCUUUCCUCUGCUAAAGGGAGCAAAGCAGUCCUUUUCAGUUUAUCUCACAGUAAAGCUGGGGGUUUUCCUUUGUGUUUUGGCAAAGUUAUAAAACAACAAAGAGUUUGGUAACACAGGGGUGGUAAUUUUAGUUCUUCUGGAGCAAAUCAGCACAGAGUCUUGUGAUGCCUUAAAGAUGAACAUAUUUAUUAGGAUGUAAGCUUUCAUUCACAGUGACAGCCUACUUCAUCAGAUGCAACCCUCGUUCAUAAAAGCUUCUACUUGAAUAAAUGGGUCAGUCUUCCAGAUGCUACAAGACUCUUUGCUGCAACAGAUGAAUGCAACUGCUCCCCUGGACACCAUUACUAAAGUUAUAGGCAGCAGGAGACUGACUGAAUUUACUUUCAAAAUCACUGGGAAAAGCAGCAAAUGAAUGAACUAAUUAUGAAUGGAUGGAAAUGGAAAUGAAUGAAAAAUAAACAAUAAAAAUGAAUAAUGGAUUAUUAUAACCUUGUACACCUCUAAGCUUAUUCAAGAGAGAAGACAAAUGCAUUGGAUGGCUGCCUUGAAAGAUCAUUUGGAAGCUCUAGCUAGCUCAGAAUACAGCAGCCAGCUUAUUAACAGAGACUUGUAGAGCCAACCACAUCUUGCCAGAGCUUAAAGAUCUGCGCUGGCUCCCAGUUUCUUUCCAGGAUGCAAAAGAAAUACUGAAACCAAUUACAAUAAACACAAUCAAUAAAAACUUUUUAAAAAAUUAAGCAUAGGUCUUGCAGAUCCUGCGCAACUAAAAGAGGCCACAAAUACUUGAAAACCUUUCCAAUUAAGGGCCAAAAGCCUGGAUAAAACAGGCAAGUUUUUGCAUGGUGCCUAAAAUAUAUAUAUAAAAAGUGUUGACAGGCAAAUCUCUCUGGGAAUAGCAUUCCACAAGUGGGGAGCCACCACUGAAAAGGCCAGUUCUUGCAUUGCCAGCCUCCAGACCUUGUGUGAAGGUGGCACACAGAGAAGGGCCUUAGAUGCCAACCAAAGGGUCAUAUAUAGGACCUCACAAUUUCUUACAGCAACCUUAGCUCUGUUUGGAUGUUCUUCUCACAGUUAUGGAGAACACAUGAGCAGCAAAACCAGGACUGUGCUGAGCGAUUCCCCCACUCCAGCUUGCAUCCGUCUGUCUAUCCAUACAGUGCAAAUGCCUGGAGCAAUAUGGGGAGCCUUUGUGUGUGCAGGAUUCCAUGAGAAACGCUGGGAAACCCUGGGGUUCCAGAACAUGUGGAUUUCUGCACCCCAGGGGUGUGGUACCUUUUUAAGCCUGAGGCUUGAUGAUUACUUUGUCCUUCUCAGAUAAGGAUUCUUGCUUGACUGCAUGGAGGGCAAGGAAGGGUGAAUGUGUAUGUAUGUGUAGAAACAAGCCCACUGUACAAAGGUGAUUUUUUUUGCACUUCCUGCUUUUGCCUCUGCCUGUGCCCAUCACUGGGCCUUGGGAGGCUGCCCAGAAGAGAACCUGGACCUCAGGCUGAAAAAGGUCAUCCACCCCAAUCUUAGGUGAUGGCAGUGUGAACUAUUAAGAGAUGCAUUGCAGAGCUCCAGAACUUGGACCUGUUUACAGCUAGGUAUAAGGUAUAAAGGGACAAGUCAAAGGCUUAAUGGGAAAACAAAGAAAAGAUCUGAAAAGGGAGGAAGGGACGCUACCUUAAAGAAUGGGGUCAAUGGUGUUAAACUGUACAGGGUGGUUUUGUUGUUGUUGUUUUUAAUGAUUACACUUGCAGCAAUCGUCAGUAGUUAACAAAUUAGCCUUUUCUCCCUCUCUCUCGUCUUCCAGGUUCCACAAUGAAUGCAGCCCGGAGGUCAGCCAAGGUGGACUCGGAGGUGACAGAGUCCCAGAUGGAGCCGUCCCUCAAUGCCACCGAAAUGCCCACCAAAGAGAAUGUUUUUUCUGACUUGAAAGACAAGUUCAUGAACAAGCUGAGCGACCUGCCAAGUAGGUGGAGCUUGAGCACCUUCUGAUGAAACGGGCUUGAGAGGGCAUCAAGAUAUGAUACAAACAAUGCCUAAUCUAUUUGAGUCGCAUACACUGGCAUUUCUUGGCACUAAAAUGAGGGUUCGGUUUUAAUUUUCGCACAGAGAAUGCACAAAGACUGUAUGUGUCCUCUAAUUCCACACAAGUGGAGCAAAGGAAGCUUGCAGAAUGUACUUCUGAAAUACCAGUUUGUUUACCCCCUCCUGCCCUCGUGAAGCUCUGCUUGAAAAUAUAUGGGCUUGGAUUGGUCAAAUCUCUGAAGCUAAAGUGUGGAUGUUAUAUUGGCUAACAGUUUUAAUGCAAAGUAUACAUAGCCUGAUUAGUGCCCCAUGGCCUAGAGAUGGAUGCUUUAUAUCUGUUCCACGUGUGGAUAUAACAUUAUAACAGCCCAGCUGCCUAUAUUAUUCUUCGCUAACCUAAUCAGCGGAACCUUUUGAGCUGUAUAAUCGACAAAGAGAUUUUUCUUCAGGCAGAGCUCCAUGGAAUUAGGUAACUCUGGAGAAAGAAGCCAGAGCUUAGGCCUGAAGGGGGAAAUGGAAGGUGUCCCCCCAAAUGUGACAGUGACACAAAAGCAGGAAGGCUUGCAAGGGCCUGUGAGGAUACUGUCAUGUGGAGGAAAAGCUUGGAAGGCUCAUGGAUGGAUUUAGGGAAAUGGCCUCACUACUAAGCUCGGGCUUAUAUCUUAAGCAUGCUUAUUAGGGAGUAAGUUCCAUUUCAGCUCAGGGAACAUUAGGAUUCUUUUAUUCAAGGACCAAAAGCAAGUAUAGCAGAAUAUCUUACAGAAGUUGCUCAAGAAGGGAAGGCUGAAAAAGUUCCCCCACCCCUGAAGUAAAAAUUAAAUCUCAACUCCUUCAGUAAUUAGGCAAACCACUAUCUCCCCUUCUGCCAUGGGGGUGGGGUGGGGGGAAUGAUAAUUUUGGCCUGCUUUGCUGGGCUGUCGUCAAGAUUCUUGCAUUAACUAACAUGCUUUCAGAACUUAGAAGAUGCACCGUAUAUAUAUUCCGUCCAAAAAGAGAGAAAAGCUGUUGAAGCUCACUCACUUUCACUGCCCCUCUGUUCUGCUCCUCUCCAGUCCCACCCUGGGCUUUGGCCACCAUCCUCAUAGUGGCCGGCCUCCUGCUUCUCUGCUGCUGCUUCUGCGCCUGUAAGAAAUGCUGUGGCAAGAGGAAGAAAGGCAAGAAAGGCAAAGACAAAGUGAAGGCUCAGAUCAACAUGAAGGAGGUGAAGGAACUGGGCAAGAGCUACAUCGACAAGGUGAGUCAAGGCUGGAGGCUGCUUCCCUCUCACGGCACCAGGGAAAGUCGUCGCUUUCCUAAGAUAUUUCUGAACUUGCACACUUGCACACAUGCAGGCAUCCAUAAUCCAAAUAUAAACUGACUUUUAACUAGGGAACUACACAAAAGCUGCUAUCAGUUUAGCACUGCCUAUUAGGCACUUGAUAGAGGGAUGCGGGUGGUGCUGUGGGUUAAACCACAGAGCCUAGGACUUGCUGAUCAGAAGGUCGGCGGUUCAAAUCCCCGCGACGGGGUGAGCUCCCGUUGCUCAGUCCCUGCUCCUGCCAACCUAGCAGUUCGAAAGCUCGUCAAAGUGCAAGUAGAUAAAUAGGUACCGCUCUGGCGGGAAGGUAAACGGUGUUUCCGUGAGCUGCUCUGGUUCGCCAGAAGCGGCUUAGUCAUGCUGGCCACAUGACCCAGAAGCUGUACGCCGGCUCCCUCGGCCAAUAAAGCGAGAUGAGCGCCGCAACCCCAGAGUCAGCCACGACUGGACCUAAUGGUCAGGGGUUCCUUUACCUUUACCUUAUUAGGCGCUUGCUUCUGUGCCUCCAAAAUACGUUUUAUAUACCUGAUCAACAUGCACGUUUUAAGAAUUGUAGAUUGUGCUGUGUUACAUACGCCAACAUUUCUGGGCAGAUCUACACCAUACCUUAAAAGCACAUGUAGUUUUUUAAGGGCAGAGAGAAGAUUAGCAGUGUGAGGUGGAACUACAGUUCCCAGGGUUCUUUUGGGGGGUGGGAAAAAGCAUGGAGUACUUUAGAUAUAUGGUGUGGAUUGCUCUCUGUCUUUGAUGCUAAUACUUCCCUGUUGGCUGCUCUGACCCUUCCCUCCCUCCCUCCCAGGUCCAGCCUGAGAUAGAAGAUUUGGAUCCAUCUCUGCUGCAGGAGCCCAAGGAAGAAAAGCCCCAGGAGAAGUUGGGGAAACUCCAGUACUCGCUUGAUUAUGACUUCCAAAGCACCCAGGUAGGGAUGGUCAGUGCUGCCAGCUGGGUUGGAUGGGCCAGUGGUCUGAUCCAAGGCAAGUAGCUUACCUCUGUCCCUCUUAAACAUUUCCCUAGCUGGUGGUGGGCAUUCUGCAAGCUGCUGACCUGCCAGCCUUGGACAUUGGGGGCACCUCGGACCCUUACGUCAAAGUCUUCCUGCUCCCAGAGAAGAAGAAGAAAUACGAGACCAAAGUGCACCGCAAAACCCUCAACCCCACAUUCAACGAGUCCUUCACUUUUAAGGCAAGUUGUCCUCUGCAUGUUUCCUCUUCCAUCUUGGCCAAAGUUCCUGAGCUUUGCUGAGCAUCUCUUCCCCAUCUAUUCCAUCACCUUCCCUUUUUACCAUUGGCUUCUCCCCAUACUUUGCGGAUCCUCUUCUCCUUCCUGACCCUAUCACACACAGUUUUACCACUGAAUCGACCAAUAGCACAGAGGCAGGGGGACGCAACAUUCCCUUCAGGGCAAACUACCAUGGGCCAUAGAUCAGUGGUGGGUGGGGCCAGAAGCAAAAGUGGGUGGGGCAACAAAUGCAAAUUUUCCCUUAGGGCAGUAGCCAAUGCCUACCCAGACAUUCAUAACUCCCUUUGAAUCCUCCAUCCAGGCAAGGAAGAAGCAUCAUCACAGUUGAAGGACACCUUCCAGCCAGGCCAAAACACUCAGGGGGCAAAGCAGAGCCUGUGAGGGGGUGUGGCCUGAGCAGAGGGGGUGGGGCCUGCUGAGAGUUCUGAGAGCCUGAUAGGUCCAGAGAGUUACAUUUGACCCUCAGGUGGGAGGUUCUGCACCCUUGCAAUGCCAUCUGCCAUUUAAUCAACUCGUUGUGUGUUUGGCCCUUAGGUCCCCUACUCGGAACUGGGUGGCAAGACCCUUGUCAUGGCCGUCUAUGACUUUGACCGCUUCUCCAAGCACGAUGCCAUUGGUGAGAUACGCAUCCCCAUGAACACAGUGGACCUGGCCCACGUCAUUGAAGAGUGGCGGGACCUGCAGUCAGCGGAGAAAGAAGAGGUAGGGAAUGAUCAGUGUGGACCCUCCUUCAGAAGUGCCUGACUCUGAAAGAGGGUUUGAACAUCACAGUUGGGGCCCUUUGCAUGUUAUUUUGGUGAAUUCUGAACUCACAGCUUAUUACCCCAGCUUUUGAUACUUGUAGGACCCACCUCAUUUCUGGGAUUGUGAGUUGUUUAAAACUGUUUUUAACAUUGUGUUUUAAUUGUUGCAAUUCACCUUGGGACCUUAGGGUGAAGGGCAAGUAAGACUCGUAAUCUGGUGAACCAGGUUCACUUCCUCACUCCUCCACAUGCAGCUGCUGGGUGACCUUGGGCCAGUCACACUUCUUUGAAGUCUCUCAGCCCCACUCACCUCACAGAGUGUUUGUUGUGGGGGAGGAAGAGAAAGGAGAAUGUUAGCCGCUUUGAGACUCCUUAGGGUAGUGAUAAAGCGGGAUAUCAAAUCCAAACUCUUCUUUUUCUUCUUCUUUUCCAUAAACAGCUGACAUCAGAUAGCUGGGAUGAUUUUACUUGUGUAUUUAUUUACAUUUAUAUCCCAUUUAUUUAACAUUAAUAUCCCACCAAGGAGUUCAAGGCAGCACAUAUGGCUCUCCUGCACUCUCCAUUUUUAUUUUUGCUUGCAACAAACCUGUGAGGUAAUUUAGCCCAGUGGUGGACUUUGUGCUCUCAUUUAUCCACACUCUAACUGCUACACCUUGCUGGCAUGUGGAGUUUGUAUGAUUCAACAUCUGGGGCUGUGAGGAGGAGACUCACAUGAGUCCUGACCACAGAAUUGGCAUCCUGUGGAUGGCAGGGAGGAGGUUGCCAACUGUUUGAAGGGUUUUGCCUGCACUAAAUCACCCACCCACCCCUUGAACAUGGAGAUUGGCUCUUGAUGCUUCCAUCCUCGCUCUAAACUAGCCCUAUUUUCCUCUCUUUAGCACGAGAAGCUGGGAGACAUUUGCUUUUCUCUCCGGUAUGUCCCUACGGCUGGGAAGCUGACAGUUAUUGUGCUAGAAGCGAAAAACCUGAAAAAAAUGGAUGUGGGGGGCCUUUCAGGUAAGAACUCACCAUUGUGGUAAACUGAAUCAGGACAUAGCAUGGGUUUCUUUUAGUUGGAAACCUUUCCUAAAGACUUAGUUCCAUGAUUCUAUGUUUCUAUGACUAAUGGGGGCAUUUGUGAAAAAGACUUAAUGGCUGAAGCAGAUCUAUAACCGGUUGUGCUGUGGUAUUAUGGUUUGCUACUCUUUUUUAAAUAUGUAUUUUUUCUUUGAAGUGGAUUACAAGUAUAUUUUCAUAUUUGUGGGCCUAAUUGGUGGUUGUGGUUGUUAUAUACCGAAUUAGAGCAUUGGCCCUCCCAGCUCAGUAUAAGCUUAUCGUCGACAGACAAUAUUUAACUUCCACUGUUGCUGGGGAGUCACAGGUGAGGAGAGUGUUGUUGCUAUGGACUCACAGUUGUCCAUGGAAACUCAGGUUAAUUCUGUGUCCAGGGAGGCUGUCUACCAGCUCCACAUGGUGCGACGGCUGAGACCCUACCUGCCUGAACAUUGUCUUGCCAGAGUGGUACAUGCUCUGAUUAUCUCCCACUUUGACUACUAUAAUGCACUCAAUGUGGGGUUAUCUUUGAAGGUGAUUCAGAAACUACAACUAAUCCCAAAUGCGGCAGCUAGACUGGUGACUGGGAGUGGCCACCAAGACCAUAUAGCACUGGUCCUGAAGGAUCUGCAUUGGCUCCCAGUACAUUUCCAAGCAUGAUUCAGAGUGUCGGUGCUGACCUUUAAAGCCCUAAAUGACCUCGGCCCAGUAUACCUGAAGGAGUGUCGUUCAGCCCGGACACUGAGGUUCAGCUCAGAGGGCCUUCUGGCAGUUCCCUCAUUGCGAGAAUUGAAGUUACAGGAAACCAGGCCUUCUCAGUAUGUCUUACUGUCUGCUGUGGCGUGAACGCCCUCCCGUCAGAUGUCAAGGAGAUAAACAACUAUAUGACUACAUGACUUUUAGAAAACAUCUAAAGGCAGCCCUGCAUAGGGAAAUUUUUUUGUUGGAUGUUUUAUUGUGUUUUUCAUAUUUUGUUGGGAACCACCCAGAGUGGCUGGGGCAACCCAGUCAGAUGGGUGGCAUAUAAAUAAUAAAAAGCACAAUCAUCAUCAUGACCCCAUGGGCAUCUGGGUGGCCACUUGGUAUGGAAUCUACGCACAUAAUAAAAAAUACUGUACUGUGAAAAUGCUUUUUUUAAUGUUUUGAAAAAUAUAUUGAAUUUGCCUAUAACUCACUGUUGCCAUCUAGUGUCACAUUUGUAUAUUGCACUUUACAUCACACUUAAAACGUUUUAUUUGCAGCUGUAUAGCUGAGUCCUCUAAGAACAGAGUGCUGGACUAGAUGGACUGUUGCUUUUCUUAUUACCAGCAGCCGCCCUCUAGGAUUUCAAACAGGGCUCUCUCCCAGCCAUACCUGGAGAUGCCUGGAAUUGAACCAUGGACCUUCUGCAUGCAAAGCACAGAUGUUCUACUACCUCUUAGCUGUGGCCCUUCAAUAGACAUCAAAAUCACAAUUCAUUAGCGGUGGGGGAGAUGGGAACAUAGAUCACCAUUAUACAUUGCAUAAUGGAACCCCUGUGUGAUUCUGAAAUAUCUUUCUACUCCUAUCCCAGACCCCUAUGUUAAAAUCCAUCUCAUGCAAGGAGGGAAACGUAUCAAGAAGAAGAAAACAACCAUUAAGAAAAACACACUGAAUCCCUAUUACAACGAGUCGUUCAGUUUUGAGGUGCCAUUUGAACAAAUCCAGGUAACCCCCCAUCCUUCUCCCCACCCCCAUUUCACCCAAAGGCAGCCAAUUCUGAACUAGAGAUGUGUGGACAAAUAUUUUUUGCAAUCUUGCCAGAAAGUUACUUUUUUACACUUAUGCACAAGUGCUGAAUUUUGCAUAGGGGUUUCUGUCUGGUUAGUUUGCAUCUAAGUUUGUGUAUUUGUUUGGGCCCAAGUCAGGACAUGGUGGGCAAACUAGUUUGCUGUUUCCCGUCACUGCUCCACUGCAUGCUCAGAUAGCUAACUGGCUUGCUAUUAUUAUUGCCUGGGUGCUGAGCUGUUGUGGAUCUUUCUUCAUUCUGAGAGUUCUGGCUGUAAAAAUACUUGCACAUCCUCCCACCCCACCCCCCACUCUGGGUGGAUUAAUGAUAACAUUUGGAAAGACCCUCGACAUAUUCAGAACACUUCUUUGCUAUUACAAAUUAUGCCAAUCUCACUCUUAAAAGAAUAAUUGAUAAUCACGGUGUUCCUCAUAUGCUCCUGUGAGUAGAAAGAAACCCAGUCCUUAAAUCACGAUAGAAUCUGCUAGUUCUGGGUUAUGUACCAGCCUUUUCUAGAUACCGCCCCCCAAUUCAGUUGCAACCCUUUGAAAAGCUCCAGGCUUUAAGGAGGUGGAAAGACAUAGCCUCAUUAAAAUUAGAUGGCCCAACCUCGCCCCAGGUCAAAAAUACUUAAAUCUUGCCAAGUUUCCUUCUGAUAAUAAGGACCCAAUUGUUUUGGCAAAGCGGUGGGGAGAGGGUGCAGUUUUCAGCAGAGAAUGCUUAAUCCUUUACCCACCAGCCACUAUACACCGACAAACUGUUCACCUCCACUCCCCAAGUGCUUUCCCCUAGCAAUUUGGCAAAGAUGCAUCUGGAAGCCAAGCUGUGUGAGAGAGUAAACAAUGGGAAGAGUUGUAGGUGGAAAAUGGUGGGGAGGGAGAGGGUUAAGCUCGCCUAUUGCUCUUCUGCUGCUGAUCGUGCCUGUUUUCCCCCCUUUCACAGAAAGUCCAGGUUGUUCUGACGGUCCUGGAUUAUGACAAACUGGGCAAAAACGAAGCCAUCGGGAAGAUCUUUGUGGGCUGCAACGCCACGGGGGCCGAGCUGCGCCAUUGGUCCGACAUGCUGGCCAAUCCUCGGAGACCCAUUGCCCAGUGGCACACCCUGCAGCCUGAAGAAGAGGUGGAUGUGGCGGUUGGCAUAAAGACCUCUUGA